Molecule: messenger RNA, 1215 nt
Organism: Striga hermonthica
Lineage: Eukaryota; Viridiplantae; Streptophyta; Magnoliopsida; Lamiales; Orobanchaceae
Source: the annotation of a GenBank genome assembly
AUGAAGAAUCACCCCAGCCGGGUUCUUGUACCACUGGAGCAACCGAAAACCUUUGUUGGCAACAAGGAUACCGGCUCAGCCGCGACUACUUCCUUUCCAUCUUCCCCGAAGAGGAGACCUCGCGCUCGAAAGAUAGCCAAAUACGAGCUUCCACUACCCUGUUCCAUCUUGUCAAGUAUUUGUUUUCCAUCAUUGAAAACUAAAAUUGAAGUUCAAAAUUGUGCUGUGAUACCGCCUAAAAGUGCGACUCCGGUCUAUGAGGACAAGGCAAAGGCCGAGUUUGAGGACAGCCCCAAUUUCACCGGCCAAAAAAUCAUCGCAACCAUUUUGCUGCCGUCCGGCGGCCUGAAGCAGGUCGAUCUGCGGACAUUGCUAAAUGGGCCCCACGCCAAUGCGACCGAAUCCAGGUUCCCGAUGAAGAAUCCCGGAAAUUCAGUUCGGAUCGUCGGCUGCUGUGACGGGCUCGUUUGCCUCGCCGUCGACGGUAAGCAGUUCUCCCUCUGGAACCCUUGCACCGGAAAUUACAAAAAACUACCCGAGGUGGAUGAUGAUAACAUGAACUUUUUGUUUAUUUCCAAGUAUGGGUUUGGAUUUGACUAUGGUAGUUGCGAUUACAAGGUAUUGGGGAUUAUGACUGGGUUCUCUGGCCCGAAUAGAUAUCAAAUUAUGGCCAAAGUUUACAGCUUGAAAGCCGAUUCUUGGAAAAAAGUCGAGAUCUUUAAUGACGGGCUCCCGACCGAUGAUGCUGCAAAAUUUGUCGGUGGGAAGCUGCAUUGGGGGAAGAAAGUUGGGCUCAAUUGGGAAAUUGUUUCAUUCGAUUUAGCAACCGAGACUUUGGGGAAAGUUGAGCCGCCGUUGGGUUUCGAGGGCUUCUUUUCCGCAUCGUUGGGGAUUCUUGGCGGGUGCCUUUGCGUGCUUCGUGAUUUUCGCGAAAGGAAUUUGGAUGUUUGGGUUUUGCAGCAUUAUGGGGUUGGAGAUUCUUGGGUUAAAAUGGCGAGUAUUCAUUAUGAUAUUAUCCGUUGUGUUCUUAGGAAAGGUCCAUAUCCGGAGCCCUUGUGGAUGGGGCCCACGGGCGAGGUCUUGUUGGUUUGUGGUUCGAGUUUUGUGAUUUGGGAUCCAAGCGGAGGUAGACUUAGGUGUCCGGAGACAAUGAAAUUCGGUGCUUUUGUUGAGGCGGAUGUUUAUACGGAGAGUUUAGUCUCGUUCGGUCAUUAG